Messenger RNA from Pristis pectinata (smalltooth sawfish), 1314 nucleotides. It is a transcript of the gene onecut3b, whose product is annotated as one cut homeobox 3b. Gene Ontology annotation, biological process: regulation of transcription by RNA polymerase II. The transcript has 2 exons. Gene Ontology annotation, molecular function: DNA-binding transcription factor activity, RNA polymerase II-specific; RNA polymerase II cis-regulatory region sequence-specific DNA binding. The record is from RefSeq and is a predicted model, not a curated record. NCBI's taxonomy places the organism in Eukaryota, Metazoa, Chordata, Chondrichthyes, Rhinopristiformes, Pristidae. Gene Ontology annotation, cellular component: nucleus. Bases 1 to 1314 code for a protein of 437 amino acids.
AUGGAGCUUACAAUGGACAAUAUUGGGAAUAUCCACGGCGUGACCCAAGCCAGCGACCUGAUGAAUAGUUCUCACAAUCGCCAGGCUUCUCACCGGAGUCUCUCAUCCCACGGCCGACCUGCCAUGGUGUCCAGCAUGGCUUCGAUCCUGGAAGGAGGCGAGUACCGUCCGGAUCACAGCUUGUCUGCUCCUCUGCACCCGGCCAUGAGCAUGUCCUGCGACAGUCCACCUGGCAUGAGCCUCAGCAGCACUUACACUACGCUGACCCCCCUCCAGCACCUGCCGCCCAUCUCGACGGUGUCUGACAAAUUUCACCAUCCCCACCACCACCACCACCAUCACCACCCGCACCAGAGGCUCGCCGGCAACGUGAGCGGCAGCUUCACCCUCAUGAGAGACGAGAGGGGCUUACCGUCCAUGGGGAAUCUCUACAGCCCCUACCACAAGGACAUGGCGACCAUGGGGCAACCGCUGUCCCCUCUCUCCAAUGGACUGGGAACAUUGCACAACUCACAACAGUCCCUGACCCCUUAUGGUGGACACAUAGCCAACGAGAAGAUGCUCUCUCCAAAUGGCUUUGACUCCCACGCCGCUAUGCUCUCUAGAGGGGACGAACAUCUAACCAGGGGUCUGGCUGCUCCAGGGGCUGGGAUGAUGGCCCACCUCAACGGAAUGCACCACCACAGUCAUCACCACGGACAAACCAACGGCUCCAUGCUCUCUUCCGAGCGCGACCGCCAGGCAUCCGUGUCCGGAUCACAAGGCAACACCUCCAACCAAGUGGAGGAGAUCAACACCAAGGAGGUGGCUCAGCGGAUCACCGCCGAGCUCAAACGCUACAGCAUCCCGCAGGCCAUUUUUGCACAGCGUAUUCUGUGCCGGUCGCAGGGCACUCUUUCGGACCUGCUGAGGAAUCCCAAACCCUGGAGUAAGCUCAAAUCCGGGAGGGAGACCUUCAGGAGGAUGUGGAAGUGGCUUCAGGAACCCGAGUUCCAAAGAAUGUCUGCUCUGAGGCUUGCAGCUUGCAAGCGUAAAGAGCAAGAGCAAAACCGAGACCGAGCCACCACCCCCAAAAAACAGAGGCUUGUCUUCACCGACCUCCAGCGCCGCACCCUGAUCGCUAUAUUCAAAGAGAACAAACGACCGUCCAAAGAAAUGCAGAUCACCAUUUCUCAGCAGCUGGGGCUCGAGCUCAACACGGUCAGUAACUUCUUCAUGAAUGCCCGCAGACGCAGCAUGGACAGAUGGAUGGAUGAACCAUCCGGCGCCAACCUGCCUCCAGCUUCAGCGGCAAGCACUUUUACCAAAGCGUGA